Molecule: messenger RNA, 423 nt
Organism: Penicillium lagena
Lineage: Eukaryota; Fungi; Ascomycota; Eurotiomycetes; Eurotiales; Aspergillaceae
Exons: 1
Coding region: 1-423 (140 amino acids)
Source: RefSeq, a predicted model, not a curated record
AUGGCUUCUUGCAUCACUGAUUCCGCGUGGAAAGUCAUUCCCAUGUUUCACUCCCGCUCGAUUUCCAGCACAAUUCACUUCUACACCCAGAAGCUCGGUUUCAAGCUCGCCAGCGUGAAGCCUGAGGGCUGUGAAACCGAGCUGACUUUUUGCUCCAUGUUCAUUGGCAAAAAAGCAGACGCGAAUUUUUACUUCUCCAGCGCAACAGCGGAAGCGUUUAAGCCAUCGCAAGCCAUGAUCGCUCUUGGAACUUCCGAGCUGGACGAGUACUAUGAACACGUGAAAGGAUUUCCUGAGGUAGAAAUCGCGGAGGACAUUGAAGAUACGCCAUGGGGAUUCAGGCAGUUUACAAUCAAGGAUAAUGAUGGGAAUCUGUUGACAUUUUUUAAGUUUCUGGAAGGAGGCAACCCGGGGGAAGAGUAA